Messenger RNA from Amphimedon queenslandica, 1088 nucleotides. RefSeq lists its product as uncharacterized. The transcript is spliced from 9 exons. The record is from RefSeq and is a predicted model, not a curated record. NCBI's taxonomy places the organism in Eukaryota, Metazoa, Porifera, Demospongiae, Haplosclerida, Niphatidae. The coding region runs from base 10 to 888 and encodes 292 amino acids. Gene Ontology annotation, molecular function: heme binding; transmembrane monodehydroascorbate reductase activity.
UCUUCUGUUAUGAAUUAUAAAGUGAACCACCACCCACUUUUGAAAGGGAGGAAGAUGUAUGCCCAAUGCAGCUUGGUCUUUGCUUUAAUACUGUUUCUUGGAGCUCCAGUAGCUGCACAGAGCAGUAAUGAUACGGUAGAGACACUGGUGAAGCUACAUGGUGUAGCUAUGAUUGGAGCCUGGGGCCUUGUGAUUCCCAUUGGAUUGACCGUUGCUAUAAUGUGCAAAGCAGUCUGCCCUGGAAAGAAGUUCAUAAUAGCUCAUCUGAUUUUGAUGGUGAUUGGUAUUUUGCUAGCAGUUCUUGGUCUUAUAUUAAUUCUAGUGCAUGCUGAUUUCACUUGGCUCACCACUCAGCCAUUAAAUGAUGCACAUCAAGUAAUGGGAGUUAUAGCUUUAGUCGCACUUGUUUCAAACCCAUUCAUUGCAUUUAUGAGACCAAAAAGAGAGUCGAAAUGGAGAGGGUUAUUUGAUUUUGCUCAUGGCGGAACUGGAAUUUUUCUAGCAUUAAUUCCAGCUUAUGCUGCAAUGAUGUUUGCUGGUCAGCUGUUGAAAAACAAAUCAGGAGACUCUACUGAAGCAAGGAAUGUCGUUAUGCUCCUAGCAUCAUUAGUUGGCUAUGUUCCAGUACUAUUAGCACUGUAUAAUAUUUACACAGUUCGGUACCACAAAAAUAUUCCAGAGCCAAGGGAUGUACCAGCUCUAGUUCAUGAGAUGUGGAAGAAUAAUGACACAAUGAUGCAAGAGUUCCCUCAGAGAAGAAACUAUGACACCAAAAUACCACUACAAUCAUCUCCAGAUGCAGUGGUUCGAGUCGUGGUGAUAGUGAUAGCCACACUGCCUAUAAUAGGACUAGGGAUUGCAUCUAUGGUUUAUGUAGGGCAACUAUGAAAUACUCCAUCGACAUGAACACACUAUACACAGACAUACACAUUUUAAAAUAUCAUUUUUUAUUAUUGUUACUGCAUGAUAACAUAAGUCAAGUGGCUUUUGAUUACACGCACUAGCUCUUACUCUUUUGCCCAGAUUGAAUUAUUUUUGGAAAUAAAUAAAAUAGGAUUUUUAGUUACCAAUCACACAACUAUAUCCAA